AUGAGUAAUGAGAAUUUGCAAAAACAUCUGUAUCAUAAGCCUGAAGAUAUGGAGUCACCAUCAUCUUUGCCUGCUUUCCAAAAUUGUAUAAAUGUAUGGAUGGAAAAAAUGAACAAAGGAAUACUAUCAUGCAGCCAUUUCAAUGAACAUUGGAAAGUCUGGGUUCCAAAGAUAUAUAGUCCAGAACCAAAUAGCAAUUGUUUAGAUUGGGUUUUUGAUGAGGAAACAGCACAAAAAGUGCUUUUUAAUACUUUAGAAGAAUUUAUUUGUAAUGGAGAUCCAAAGGUUGUACUAAAAGAACUAAGUCAAAUGGAUAAUGUGAUAUGUGGUAAAGUGUUCAAAAUGGGCGAGGCUACAUAUAGUUGCAGAGAAUGUGGUGUGGAUUCAACAUGUGUCUUGUGUGCAGAUUGUUUUAAGCAGUCAGCUCAUCGUAAUCAUAAGUAUAGAAUGGGCACCUCUAGUGGUGGAGGAUUUUGUGAUUGUGGAGAUAUAGAAGCUUGGAAAAGAGAACCAUUUUGUAAUACGCAUUUAGCUGGAAUACAAGCUAAAGAAUCUCAUGGAAAUAAAUUACCUGGAGAUAUAGCAGAAAGAGCAGUAAUAACUUUUGAGGCGGUAUUAAGAUAUUGUCAUACAAUGUUAUCUUUAGAACAUACACUUGGGUUACCUCCUGAUUUGUGCUUGAAUAAUACAGAGGAUGAUGAUCCUUUGUCACUAGCUACAGAAAAUUAUUGUACAGUUCUUUUUAAUGAUGAGACCCAUACAUUUGAUCAAGUAAUUAAUACACUUAUGCGUGUUAUGAAUUGCUCACAAAGAGAUGCAUUAGAGUUUGUAACAAAUGUUGAUAGAGAUGGCAGAGCUGUUGUAAGAUGCGCUGACUUUCAACAAUGUAAAGAAUUACAGAAUGAUAUCGAAAAAUUUCGAGCACUAAAAGUACUUGUAGUUCAUUCUCAUGUAAUUGCUCAUCAGAUAUUUGCCAUGAAACUUUUACAUUGGUUACAACAAUUUAUAAAUCCCUGUGAAGGUUUCAGGGUACUUUUCAGUAAUGUUUCACUCAAUACAAAAUUGCCAGUUAUUUCCAUUGUAGAAGGUAUACUUAUGAAAGAUUCACAGUUGUGGAAAUCUGCUAGAACAGCAUGGCACAGAUUAUUAAUGUCUGGAAUGCUCAUGGAAUAUGAAAGUAAAAGAGCUUUAGCAAAUGUUUUUACAUAUAAUUAUGGUUCUAUUAUGAAAGAUUAUAUAAGAGAUGAUCAUGAUCAUUCAUUUUCUAUUGUUUCAUUUUCUGUGCAAUUAUUUACUGUUCCAACAUUAGCACAUCAUCUUAUUGCACAUCAUGAUGUAUUGUUCAUUUUAUUAAACACAUUUAUUUCGGAAAGUACACGAAGAUGUAAUGCAGCAGGAAAAUUGGAAUUUGAAAGAGAUACUCCUAAUACUUCAUUUAAAAGAGCUCUAUAUAUGCUCCAAGAUUUACGAUAUUUACUAAGCUCCAAACCAACUGUUUGGACUGACGAAUUAAGAAAAAGUUUUUUACAAGGACUUUCACUUUUGCUCACAUUACUUAGUAGUAUGCAAUGCAUGGAUUCUGUAGUAAGACAAGUUGGCCAACAUAUGGAAUAUGAACCUGAAUGGGAAUCUGCUUUUAAUUUACAUAUUAGACUAUCUCCAGUUAUUAGUCUUGCAUUACAAUGGUGUGGUUCAGAUCAAAUAGUUUUAAUAAAAGCUUUUCGGUUAGUUUUAAGAAAAUUAUAUGAACAGCCAGGACAUGAGAUUGGUCCACCUCAAGUGAGAGAAUUAGCAGAUCAUAGUGCAACAUGUCUUCAAUAUGAUGUAUCAUCUGAACCAGUAUCUAUACAUCUUCCACUUUCCAGAUUUUUAGCAGGUCUUUUUCCAUAUCUUGAAAUGCAUGAUUUACAUUUCCAAUGUGCAGAAUUUAUCAAUCAUACAAAGCCAACAUUAGAACAGAUCAUAGAACCAGUAUUAGCAACUCAAGUAAUGAUCGCACAAGUACAUAGUGGUAUGUGGAAAAGAAAUGGAUAUUCUUUGUUAAAUCAGUUAUAUUUUUAUCACAAUGUUAAAUGCCGUUCGGAAAUGUUAGACAGAGAUAUUAUUUUGCUUCAAGCUGGAGCAUCUUUAAUAGAAAGUAACGAAUUUUUAAUCCAUGUUUUAAAUAAAUUUAAUCUUCUACAAUGGGCAAGUUCGGAUUUUGAUGUGAAUGCUAUCAAAUAUCUUGAAGAUGAGAGUAUCAGACAGACUUUAGUUGAAGAAUUUCUAGGAUUACUUAUAACAAUAAUAGGAGAAAGAUAUAUACUUGGAGUUGGACAAGUUACUCCUGAUGAUAUCCUGAAAAAAGAAAUUAUUCAACAAUUAUGUAUCAAAUCUCUUUCUCAUUCAGAGCUCAGUAAAACAUUAUCAGAAGAUACAUAUUUGGAAACUGAAAUGGAAAGAGUAAUACAAGAUAUUGCAAAUUUUAAAAAGCCUUCACAAGUAUCAGGAGGGAAAGGAGUAUAUGAAUUAAAACCUCAUUUAUAUUCGGAAUAUAAUGUAUUCUUUUAUCAUUAUACAAAAGAGGAAGUAAGUAAUUCUGAAGAAACACAACGAAAACGAAGAAAAGCUCUAGGUGAAUUAGAAUGUUGUCCACCUCCUAAACUUCCUAAAUUAACAGAAGUAUUUAGUUUGGUAACUAAUUUAUUGCAAUGUGAUGUUAUGUUACAUAUUAUGCAAAUUGUACUGGAAAGAGCACUUAAUUGUAGACCUCGCAGAUUUUCAGAAUCACAAGUACAUAAAAUUUUACACCUUAUUGGAUAUGCCCUCCAAGAACAAGAAUCUGGUUAUUAUCCCUUUUUUGCUUUUACAACAAGAGCUGCAAAAUGGAAAAUUUAUAAGUUAUUAGAAGAUUUAUCUAGUAGCCCACGUAUAGAAGCACAUAAAGAUUUAUUAACAUGGACUUUAACAAAAUACAGAGAAGUUGCUGGUAAUACCCCGAUGGAAGUUAGUACACCUACUGCACCACGUACAGAGAAUGUAGCAACUGAAAAUGUUGAAACUGAUAAAGAAUGGAGGACAAAAAUGGCAGCAGAAAAACGUGCAAGAAUAAUGGCACAAAUGGCUGCUAUGCAAAAACAUUUUAUGAAAAAGAAUGCUGAAUUAUUUGAAGAAGCUGCUUUAGAUAUAAAUAAAUCUAAUGACCAAGACUCUAGUAUGAAUUCAAAAAAAUGUCCUCAAAAAAUGCCUGUUGCUGUUGGUAUUGGACAAACAUCCAGAAUAUCUGGUGAAGAAACUUAUAAAACUUGUAUUUUGUGCCAGGAAGAUCAAAUUGUAACAGCAGCUGGUCCAGCAAUGGUGUUAGCUGCAUUUGUUCAACAAUCCACAGUUCUUUGUCAAUACAGGGCUAAUACUGAUGAACCUGAUCCAUUAUAUCUUUCAGCAAAGCUUGGUGCAUCACCGCACACUGGAACUUGUGGUCAUGUAAUGCAUGUUCAUUGUUGGCAAGAAUAUUUUAACAACGUUCUUGCAAAAGAGAAUAGAAGACCAUUCCGUUUACGACAACCGGCAAGUUUUGAUGUGGAAAAACAUGAAUAUCUUUGCCCACUUUGUGAAUGUCUCAGUAAUACUGUCUUACCUCUUUUACCACCUCUGAAAACAUUGCAACCAACUCCUCAGAAUCAACCUGAACUUGAUUUUGGUACAUGGUUGGAGGCUUUAAGAAUUACAAUGCAAGUUAGAUGUGGAUUAAGUGGAAAUUUACAUGAAACAAAAUCUAUUAAAGAUGAACAUGAUCCGACAUGUCGGUAUUGCAUAAUGCCACAUCCAUGUCAUAUACAAGCUAUUCGUAAUGAACUUGGAAAUGUUGCAAAUAUAUUUGAGUCAAAUUAUAGCCAACUUGGUCCAUCCAUUUCAGAAAAUUUAAUAUCUACAAUUCAACUUUUUGCACAAGCAACAUACACAAAAGAAUUUGGCACUGAACCUGAUGAAGAUGAUGAUAGAGUGCCACUAUUGGCAUGGAAAUCAACAGCAUAUAGUAUUCAUGCUAUAGAAUUUCUUUUACGUGAUAUGGAUAAACCUUUAUUAGGUGCUUUGUCAUCCAGACAAAGAGAUAGUUUAGAAGGACUUGCAAGGAUUUCAGCGGUUUUAGGAUCUAAAUGUCAACUACGUUCUCGUAUAAAAGUGACAUGGACAGAUAGAGAUAUUAUUCAAAAUAAUGCACUCUCUCUUUUAACAUUAUUGUUAAAAAAUCCACAUGAAGGGCCAAGUAUUCUAGAUUGGGAUCCAUUUGGAUUGCUUAUUCCUUUAAUUAAUUCAUUUCCUAGUCUCUUUUGUACAAAUUUUAAGACUGUACCAUCAAUCAUUACAGGCGGAAUAUUUGAAUUUUAUGCCUUGCAACUUAUAUUUAUAGCUCUAGUAGUAAAAAUACUAUUGACAUCAGAUUUUAAUGAAGAAAUGGAUGUAGAUAAUCCGGAGACAACAGAAGAUACAUUUUCAGAAUCUAUCUUAACAUUGGUUCAAGUUUUAAACAUUAAUAUUGGCACACAAACUGCUGCUAAUAUAUGGAGACGAAUCACAAAAGCUACUUUGCCUUUUCUGAGAUGUUGUGCUCUCUAUUUUCAUUAUAUAUCUGAUGUUCCAGCACCAGAAGAACUAACUAAAAUAGAUGGAGCGACAUACGAAAAUAUCUGUGCAUAUUUGGGAUUACCAACAACAUGUGAUGAAUUAGUAAAGCCAAAUUUAGAUAUAAUUAUAAAAUUAAUAGAUAUUUGGAAAAGUCAUCCCACUGUUCAAAUGCAUCUAUCUGGUGCUAGUACAAUCACAAUAAAAGAACCUUUGAAAGUUAAUAAAUUAGUGGAGCUUCCAGAAGAUUAUAGUGAAUUGAUAAAUAUGAUAUCGUCGUUUACGUGUCCAAAUAGCGUCCGGGAAGAUUCCAAAACUCCGACGCUGUGCCUAGUAUGUGGUGAAAUGUUAUGUUCUCAAAGUUAUUGUUGCCAAUUUGAACUGAAUGAUGCGCUGGUUGGUGCGUGCACAUAUCACGCAAAUAAAUGUGGAGCUGGAGUAGGAUUAUUCUUACGAAUACGAGAAUGUGAAAUUCUUUUUUUAAGAAUAUCGAAUCGAGGAUCUUUUGCUUGUCCACCUUAUCUAGACGAAUAUGGAGAAACAGAUCAAGGUUUACGAAGAGGAAAUCCAUUACGAUUAUGUCAUGACAAAUACAGGCAAUUGAAUCAAAUAUGGUUAGGGCAUGGGCUAUAUGAAUCCAUAUCAAGGGCUAUUGAGUCUUCAAGUAGUCCUAUGUCAACCCGAUGGCAUCAUCUAUAA
Heterotrigona itama is the source of this 5301-nucleotide messenger RNA. NCBI's taxonomy places the organism in Eukaryota, Metazoa, Arthropoda, Insecta, Hymenoptera, Apidae. The record is from the annotation of a GenBank genome assembly.